AUGGAAGGAGACGCAGGAGAAAUGCCUGUUGAAAAGCCAUUAUCAUUAUAUCAAUCAUUUCCAGACUUUGAUGAAACAACUCUUCAGUGCUUGACAACUUGGCCGCAACUUGCUGAACAAGCUGGAACUUUUUAUAUUGAUUUGCUUGCUCCAGCAUCAAAAGAUCCUUGCGUGCCAUCUCCAUUAAAUCCAGAUCCGGCUUUGAAAUUAGCAUCAGAAUUGAGAUCUCUUUUGGCACAUAUCAUUAUAAUGAAAUCAUCAGGAUCUUUGGAAGCAUCAGGAUACGAAAAUCAAAUUAUUUUCAGAUUAAUAUACAAAUACGAAGCGUUAAAUAGAAAUUUUGCAGCAUAUAUGAUUCAGAGAUGCUUCAGAGCAAAAUUUGCAAAAGGAGCAGACAAGAAAGCAGCAAAACUCGCGUUUUCAAAGUUACUUAUUGCAUCACCAGCAAAUGCUUCUACUGUUGAAGAGAGAGAAAUUCGUAGAUCAAUGAUUCAAAGCAUUAUGGAAACAGCUUCCCAAUAA
Molecule: messenger RNA, 522 nt
Organism: Trichomonas vaginalis G3
Lineage: Eukaryota; Parabasalia; Trichomonadida; Trichomonadidae
Exons: 1
Coding region: 1-522 (173 amino acids)
Source: RefSeq, a predicted model, not a curated record